ACAGCAGCUCCCUGAGCUAUCGAGGCUUUGCUGCACCAGACGUGCCAGCGACAGCGAGCUGCUCUGUGUGGAUGCUGCAGUGGGAGCGGGACCCUCGGCAUGAAGCACUUCUGCUGUGAGCCCUGGGCAGCCCUCGCUGUGCUUUGCCUCGCCGCUGCCCUCUGGGAUUCCUGCUCAGCAGCAGCUGAAGACACCUCCAAUGUUUCAACAACUGACUAUGAACCACCAUGUCUUAAUGUGAACUUCUGCAGGCAAGCGGCCGCGUGCUGUCCUUCGGGCAUGGAUGACUACGGGUGGAUCGCAGCGGCUGUUGGCUGGAGCCUCUGGUUUCUGACCCUCAUCCUGCUCUGCAUGGACAAGAUCCUGAAACUCGGGCCUGAUGAACCCAAAUACUUGGUGGCCUGAAGCACUGGGGAGCAGCGAGGCACAGGCAGACUGAUAAAGCAUUUCAAACACUUGCUAAGAAACAAAAAAGAAAUGGAAAACACCUUCAGCCAAAGAAGGCCAGAUCUAAGCGGGGCAGCUGCAGAGGCUUCACCCUCUUUGGCAGGCUGGAGCUGCCAGGCAAGGUGUGGAGCAGGCAAGUCCCUGCAAGCCACCACAUAUGUGCCAUGGUGCAAAAACCCCCACUUCUCCCUGAGCCCUCUCACGAGAACAGAAGCAGCAGGAGAGGCUAAAGGACCAGUUACCAGCCUAUAGCACAUUGCGCUGAGACAACCUGGCGCAUGACCUUUGGGUUUGACACAGAAAGUGGGCAAAUAAAGCUAUUUUCUGUAGCAUCAACAUUACCAGAGGCAUUACUAAGCUAUAGGCCAGGUUACAUCACUAAGUGAAUUAAAAGACUUUACUGAGUCUUUCUCACUCAAUAACCUACAAUAUUAAAAAGUCUAUUAACUGAUUCAUGGGAAGACUUUCUUAUGGAAACUUUAGGGACUGUUUGGGCUGGUUUGAAAGUAAAACUCAUUUUUCCACAGCCAUUUAGAUAUGAACUGUGUUGCAGGAAUUGAAUGUUGGUUGUAUUUAUUCAGCUUCCACCUGCCUGAGAAACUAAACCAAGCUGAACUGUGGCAAGCAGGUUUAAACCACCAUAUCCAACUCAUGCACAAAACGGUUCCUAUUUAUCUGAGAUGAUAAUAAACACUCUUAUUGAUUGAAA
Molecule: messenger RNA, 1156 nt
Organism: Lonchura striata (white-rumped munia)
Lineage: Eukaryota; Metazoa; Chordata; Aves; Passeriformes; Estrildidae
Gene: TMEM213
Product: transmembrane protein 213
Source: RefSeq, a predicted model, not a curated record